Molecule: messenger RNA, 1610 nt
Organism: Cynara cardunculus var. scolymus (artichoke)
Lineage: Eukaryota; Viridiplantae; Streptophyta; Magnoliopsida; Asterales; Asteraceae
Product: methyltransferase-like protein 25
Exons: 12
Coding region: 49-1593 (514 amino acids)
Source: RefSeq, a predicted model, not a curated record
GUGGGCAUUAGGCGGGGUGGUCUCUCCAAUCUCCGUCUCCUCCUGACGAUGCCGUCCUAUGGAGAUUGCAACUACUCAUGCGCCACUGCUACUGAAACCCUAGAAUGGAUUCACGCCAUUAUUGAUUUCAUCCAUCCUUAUACCUUCUUCUGGGAAUCCCAUGUCGUCAAUUUCUUCACAGAUAGACUGUGGGAAGCUGUCGAUAAAGAAUGGAUUGAUUGCUUGCGGAACGAACCCGUCGACCAUCUCAUUCAGAUUCCUUCUGGCUUUUUCAAGGACCACUGGCCUUCUUCAUUGAAGAAGUUCAUCACGACCACGAGCUCUCUCGCAUUUCCUCGUGAGCAGGCAGAUUUGGAGAAGCUGUUACCGAAUAUGCAGGUGGCUUUGCUUAAUAAUGUUAUAACCCAGGGGAUGAAUCAGAAGAAAAGACAUGAAAUAGAAGCUCUUGCGGCCGUUGUUAGUUCAGUAGCAAGAGAUGUUGAAACUAAUACAGUAGUUGAUGUAGGCGCAGGCCAGGGUUAUCUUGCACAAGUACUCUCUUUUGAGUACCAGCUGUCUGUAAUUGCAAUUGAUGCCUCUUCUCAUCAUGGAAGGAUCACUCAUGCACGUGCAGAGCGAAUUAAGAAACAUUAUGAUUCCAGGAUGCGUAAAUCGAGUUUAGGAGGAAAAGACUCGAGCUCGACCAUGCCCAAGACAGUCACUUGCAGUGUCCUCUCCUCAGACAUGUUGAAGACUUUGCUUAACUCAAAAGAUGCUGAGCCUAGUUUGAUCCAACAAGGUACCAGCAUUGAUAAACGUUGUCAGAGCCAAUCAUCGCCUACAAAUGAUUCGUGUUCCUUGCUUCUCACUGGUCUUCAUGCUUGUGGGGAUCUGUCUGUAACAUUGCUCAGGACAUUUUUGGAGAGUGAACAAGUCAAAGCAGUAGUUAGCAUUGGCUGUUGUUAUAACUUGCUAUCAGAGAAUGAAGGUGGAGAAGAUGAUGCUGUGUGUGGUUUUCCUAUCAGCAGAGGUGUUAAAUCCACUGGCAUACAUCUCUCAAGAAGUUCACGUGAUCUUGCUUGUCAGAGUGCAGAUAGAUGGAGAGGUCUGGAGAAAGUUGGUGGUAUUCAUAAUUUUGAGUUGCAUGCUUUCCGUGCUGCCUUCCAAAUGGUGCUUUGGAGAUAUUUUCCAGAGACUCUGAGCAAAAGUCCUAGGACAGGGCGACAAGGGAAGGCUUUGCGGCGCAAACAACAGAGGGCGAUGACUACACAUCCAGUCCUUCCAGUAGAGAGUUUGGCAGGAGGCGACGAUGGUGAUAGAUGUUCACUGUUUGAGAAAUUCUGCAAGUCAGGAUUGCAUCGUCUGAAUGUAAAGGAAUGGGAGAAUGUUGAUUUUAAUGGGAUCUGGAAGGAAGCUGAACCAUUUACUGAGGUGAUAGGGGCAUAUUGGUCACUGAGAGCAGCAUUGGGGCCUGUAUUGGAAACAUUGAUUCUGCUUGAUCGAUUGUUGUUGUUGCAGGAGGAAGGGGUGGAAGGUGCAACCAUGGUACCCAUAUUUGAUCCAACCAUCUCCCCCAGGAAUAUGGCUCUCAUUGCUAAGAAGAGCUUUCAUUAAUUUGUAUUUUUAACUCA